AGAGGAGGCAACGAGACCAGUGGACAGAAUCUGCAGCACUGCAGUGAUGGAGAAUCCAUGGAGAAAGACAAACUUCAGACAUUUUCUUACUCGCUAUGAAAUCUUUGGACAAGGUGGAUGCACUUUUCCAAACUAUCGACUGGUUAUAUUGUGUCUGGGGCUGUUGAACGCUGUUUUGCUGAUAACUGCUGUUGCUAUUGGGAUUAAGUGUGCCAAAGUCAAAGAAGCUUCCCUCCAGGUUCCCCACUCAGCUGCAACAGAGCUCAUCAAUGAGCUGAACUAUCUCAGCAGCAACUACAGCGAUGUGAUUGAAGCUGAGAAGGAGGCCAAGAAGGCGUUAGAGGCAGCGAUCAAAAACCAUGCACAACUGAAGUUGCAAAUUGAGCAGCAGAAGACCAUCAAUGAUGGUUAUCAGAGACAGAUGGAGGCACUGCGCACAGAAAAGACAAACCUGCAGACCAAUAUAUCAGCUUUGGAGGGAACCUGUGGCAAAUGCCUCCCUGGAUGGGUUCUUCUCAACACAUCCUGCUAUUUCUUUUCUUACUCUGAGUCCGGUACUGUCAAAAAGGACUGGAAAGAUAGCAGAGCGGACUGUAUCAGUCGUGGAGCUGAUCUGGUUGUGAUCGAUAAUCAGGAGGAGCAGACAUUUGUGAGUAACAGCAUUGACAGUAUGAGAAGUGGCACUGACAUGUGGGAGAACGGAUUCUGGAUUGGUCUCACUGACACAGGGACAGAGGGGAUAUGGGUCUGGAUUAAUAAUGUCACUGAGGUGGAACAAAGGUACUGGAUGGGUGGAGAACCAAACAACGGUUACCUGGGAGAGGAUUGUGGUGUUACAGUUCCUAGCCCCUCUAAUCCCUGGAAAACCCGGUAUGAUGGAAACUGCAUCAUUAAAGAGUUACAUUGGAUAUGUGAAAUGGCAUCAAAUUAGAUCUGGAAGAAUUGCCCAAAAAGUAAAUAUAUGUUACUGUCUUUGAAAAAUGAAUAAAAUUCAUUAUAUCUUG
Messenger RNA from Thunnus maccoyii (southern bluefin tuna), 1004 nucleotides. Its product is annotated as CD209 antigen-like protein 2. Gene Ontology annotation, biological process: biological process involved in interspecies interaction between organisms. Lineage: Eukaryota; Metazoa; Chordata; Actinopteri; Scombriformes; Scombridae. The transcript has 6 exons. Gene Ontology annotation, molecular function: D-mannose binding; fucose binding. The record is from RefSeq and is a predicted model, not a curated record. The coding region runs from base 47 to 931 and encodes 294 amino acids. Gene Ontology annotation, cellular component: external side of plasma membrane.